Oppia nitens is the source of this 1158-nucleotide messenger RNA. Its product is annotated as protein shank-like. Lineage: Eukaryota; Metazoa; Arthropoda; Arachnida; Sarcoptiformes; Oppiidae. Bases 10 to 1158 code for a protein of 382 amino acids. The transcript has 3 exons. The record is from RefSeq and is a predicted model, not a curated record.
UCAAUUACAAUGACAUCAUCAUCAUCAUCAUCAUCAGCAACAACAACGGUGCCAUCAAUACUAUACCACUACACUACCAGUGCCGGUGCUAAAGGUAUACGGCUGGCCGGUCAUAUAAAAAAGUCGGGUACUAGCGGUGCAUUUGGACCGGGUGUCUAUAUGACAUCAAUGGAUCCGUAUAGCUACUAUCGCAAUGAAAUUGUACAAAAUAAUUACGGCUCCGGUAGCCGUACUAACUAUGCCGAUUGGGUAGUAUUUAUCUAUACGGAUAAACUGGUUAAAACUAAACUACACCGGGUAACUACCAGAGCCAAUCAGGAUAUCUAUCGGUACGAGGAUGAUGUCAGUGUAUCGCCCAGUGAUAUACAUGAUAAACCUCAGCGCCAGAAAAAAAGUAAAUCCCAGUCAACCGUUACAUAUAGUGGUGUUCAACCAGUGACUAACAUGGAGACUGUACCCAAAACACUGUACCACUAUGUUUGCACUGCCGACGCCCAGGCCAUCAAAAACAACAAAAAGAUACUACCGGGUCGUAUAACGGGACAGGCAGCCAAUGGUGUACUACUAUCAUCGAUGGAGCCCGGCCAAUUUAAUCGUGACGAUAUCAAACAAGAUAUUUUUGAUGGCAAGUGUCCGAUCAAUUGUGUCGAUAAUGUAGUACAGGUUGCCAGUGGCCAACUGGACAGUAGCCAAUUGCACCAGUUUACCCGUCAAGGUAAAUAUGACCUGUACUACUACGAUACAACUAUAACCGUACAGCAACCGGAUGUUAUGGAUAAGCCACGUUGUAUGAAACCACGGCCGGGUAGUCAACAGCAGCAGCAGCACCCACCGUAUCAAAUGUAUGGCCAACAACAACAGCUACCAUAUAUGCCAUACUAUCCUCCACCACCUCCUACUGCCAUACAAUUUAUUGGUGGACAGCCCUAUGUGCCAAUGAUGCCUUAUGGCAACAACUAUCCACCUCCUUUUCAAUAUGGACAGCCACCACCACCACCACCAUCAUAUACUAAUCAAUCACCUAAUAUGCCGCCACCACCACAACCACCACCUAAUAUGGCAUAUCCACAACAAAAUAUGUAUAACCCAUAUAAUAAUAAUAAUAAUAAUAAUAAUAAUCCAUAUCAACAAUACCCUAAUACAUAUUAUCCUAAUUAA